Trypanosoma cruzi is the source of this 344-nucleotide messenger RNA. RefSeq lists its product as uncharacterized. The transcript has a single exon. The annotation marks the transcript as partial. The record is from RefSeq and is a predicted model, not a curated record. Lineage: Eukaryota; Euglenozoa; Kinetoplastea; Trypanosomatida; Trypanosomatidae.
UUAUGCGUCGUAUCCUCUAUGACCCCGUUGCAUAUGCUCUAAUUGCCGUGGCUAAAGCGCGACCAAAGUACCCUGGCCUCUCCUUGGAGGAGUCUGCCUUGAAAUUUAUGGCGCUUCACAUGAAGUGUUUUAAUGAAAAGAACACUGCCAUACAAGCGGAACAAUACAAGGCAAACUUUGAGAAAUUUUUGAAACGCGCGACGCUUUACAGAUCAAUGACGGAGGCCUCCGAGGAUGUGGUGAAAGAAGAAGAGUUCUUGAAACUGUGCAGGGAAUGGGAAAUGGCUUCCGACAAAACGCAUGGGGAUGUGUCUAGCCUGGUACAUCUGCGGUCAGUAGAUUGA